CUCUUCCUUUUUCCUUCUUUCGUUGUUUGCCGUCGCUCGUCCCCCACCUUCAUCAUUUCCUUCCCCUCUCUCCCUUUCUCUUCUUUUUUUUCUUCCUCCUCUUCAUUCUUCUUCUUCUUCUUGCAAUGGAAGGUGUAGGAGACGACGCUGGGGAGGCAAUGAGAUCUCUGGCCGAUCGUGGCGCCGUCCGAAUCGCUCGAUGCUAAACUCGGGGAACGGGGGAAGCUUUGAUGCUGAUUUUGGGGAUGGAGUGGUGUUACUUAAUCGCGGAUAACACGAAAAUUUGAAUUUUUUUUCUUUCAGAUAUGUGGUAGAAUUUUCGAGCUAUUUCCUCCCGAUCUACCCUUCAUAUUGCAUCUUUGGAUUGGGAUUUCUCCUCUUGGUUGCGGAUUUCUUGUGAAGAAAAUGUGUUCAGAUGAAAAACACGUUUUUUAAUCUGAUCGCAGAACUUUCCAAGGAGCUCAAUAAGUUAUUGCUGUAGUCAUUUAUUUGGAGAUGUUAAAAAAAGGAGAAAGUGAUUAAGAGCAUAAUCUGCCUGCCUCCAAAAGACAAAAAAAAAAAAAAAGUCUUAUUUACCCAUCGAUCUUCUCCUGGAAUACACCCCUACAUCAUCUGCGUCUUUAUUCAAUUAAAAUUUAGUUGUUUGCAUCUAAGCAUGAUUAAGCAGAUCCUGAACCGGCUCCCUCGAAAGCCAUCAAAGUCUGAUGGUCGGGAUUCAGUUGGUGGCCCUGCUUCAGUAUCAUCAUCUUCUUCUUCAAGUAGUGCUAGGAGUGGAGAUCUACAAACAAGUAGGAUCACUCAUUUGAACAGUCAGAUUUCUGGAUCGCCUCCUGGAUCAAAUAAUCUAAUGCAUCCUUCAAUUGUUAAUCCAAGGAUGAAUGGAAAUUACAUACCCCCAGUCUAUGAAGCAUUACCGAGCUUUAAAGAUGUUUCUAACACUGAGAAACAGAGCUUACUUGUGAGAAAAUUGGACCUAUGCUGUGUCGUUUUUGAUUUUACUGACCCAACAAAAAAUCUGAAGGAGAAAGACAUAAAGCAACAAACUCUACUAGAGCUUGUUGAUUAUGUAGCUUCUACAAGCGGGAAGUUUCCUGAGACUGUGAUGCAAGAGAUUACAAAGAUGGUGUCCAUCAACUUGUUCAGGACCUUAACUUCCCCACCUCGAGAGAGCAUGAUUCUAGAAAAAGUUGAUGGAGAUGAGGAAGAACCUAUGAUGGACCCUGCAUGGCCACACUUGCAAAUCAUCUAUGAAUUCUUUCUACGAUUUGUUGCUUCUCCAGAGACAGAUGCUAAGUUGGCAAAGAGGUAUAUAGACCAUUCCUUUGUUCUCAAGCUGCUUGAUCUUUUUGAUUCUGAAGACCCAAGAGAGAGGGAGUACCUAAAGACCAUACUUCAUCGUAUAUAUGGGAAAUUUAUGGUGCACCGCCCAUUUAUUAGGAAGGCGAUUAAUAACAUCUUUUAUCGAUUCAUCUUUGAGACAGAAAAGCACAAUGGAGUUGCUGAGCUGUUGGAGAUUUUAGGAAGUAUUGUCAGUGGCUUUGCAUUGCCACUAAAGGAAGAGCAUAAGUUGUUUCUUGUACGUGCAUUAAUCCCACUUCACAAACCACGAUGCAUGGCUAUGUAUCAUCAGCAGCUGUCAUAUUGCAUAACUCAAUUUAUUGAAAAGGAUUGCAAACUUUCAGAUACUGUCAUACAUGGGUUGUUAAAGUACUGGCCUCUUACAAAUAGUUCGAAAGAAGUAAUGUUCCUAGGGGAGUUAGAAGAAGUCCUAGAAGCAACCCAGGCUGCAGAUUUUCAGAGAUGUAUGGUUCCACUGUUUCAGCGGAUUGCUCGCUGCUUGAGUAGUUCUCACUUCCAGGUGGCUGAAAGAGCAUUGUUCCUUUGGAAUAAUGAUCAUAUUGAAACCUUGAUCAAACAGAAUAGCAAGGUUAUACUACCUGUCAUUUUCCCUGCAUUGGAGAGAAACUCAAAGAGUCACUGGAACCCAGCCGUGCAGAGCUUGACAAUAAACGUUCGCAAGAUUUUCUCUGACCACGAUCCUCAGCUGGUUGCGGAGUGUUUGAAGAAAUUCCAGGAAGAUGAAGCUCAACACAAAGAAAUGAUAUCCAAACGCGAAGCAACAUGGAAGCGUCUUGAAGACAUUGCUGCUUCGAAAACCAGCAGUGCGGCAUAGUUAUUCCACUCCGCAUGGUGUAUCUCAUUCAGUUUCUUUUCGUUGUUACACCUCGAUGUAGUAGCUCAGCAUCCGUGAUCAAGUGACGAGGUUAUGGGUUCUUGAUCCACUUAAUGUUUUCUCUCAGUACGUUAUUCCUUGUGUCUAGUUUUUUUGAUUGAAUCAACCUUUAUUACUGUUAUUUAGAAAGAAAAAAAAAAUAAUCAAAGGAGAUCUGAUUACUGCUU
Messenger RNA from Zingiber officinale, 2400 nucleotides. RefSeq names its product serine/threonine protein phosphatase 2A 57 kDa regulatory subunit B' theta isoform-like. The transcript has 3 exons. The record is from RefSeq and is a predicted model, not a curated record. Gene Ontology annotation, molecular function: protein phosphatase regulator activity. Gene Ontology annotation, cellular component: protein phosphatase type 2A complex. Lineage: Eukaryota; Viridiplantae; Streptophyta; Magnoliopsida; Zingiberales; Zingiberaceae. The coding region runs from base 656 to 2173 and encodes 505 amino acids. Gene Ontology annotation, biological process: signal transduction.